CCCAAUCCCAGGUCCAAUCCCUGUCCGCGUUCGUUCAGCGGUCCCCCUCCGAUCCCGAUCCCGACUCAGAGACAUGGACAACGAGAAAUCGGACGGCGCGAGCGCGAGCCACGUCGAGGACCACUCGCAACAGCUGAGCGACGGCGUGUACCACCAGAGCCGGCUCGGCCCCAAGGCGACGCGGAAGCACUUUUUCUCGCCGCUCGACCGCUCGUACGCCGAGGCCGUCAACCUGGACGCGGAGGGCGUCGAGUUCGAUCAGGCUGAGGAGCGACGCGUCCGGCGCAAGAUCGACCGCGUCGUGUUGCCUCUGAUUGUGGCCAGUUACAUAUGUGCGUGCUCCUCGGUCUUUUUGGACUCGUUGAUUGAGCCCGUGCAGUCAACCAAUUCGACCGCACCAACAUGUGAGAUCUGCGAUCCUUGCAGGCGUUUUGGCAUUGACCAUAACAGCGGAAACGCUCAUACGUUGACCGCUUUCAACAAGAACUUUGUAAGCCGGCUCCAUGUUGACGGGGACGUCUGCUCAAUAGCCUCCAGGGAAUGUGCGAUGAUCGAUGAUAAAUGCAUCGCACCCUCUGAUAGGCUGCAGUACGAACAACAACAAGUGGACGCUCGCGCUCAGCAUCUUCUACGUCGGAUACUGCCUCCUCGAGAUCCCGGCGAACAUUCUCCAGCGAUACAUCGGGGCCAAUCGGUUGUGAGCAUCCCUCAAGCCCACUCGCGUGUCCAAGCCAUGAGCCGUGACCUCGAGCGCAGCUUCUUCCUUGCGCUCAACUUCUGGGGCAUCGCGUCGCUUUCGGUCGUCUAUGCCAAGGGGUACGCCGGACUCCUCGUGCUUCGGGUGCUCAUGGGCAUCGGAGAGGCGGGAUACUACGCUGGGAUGAUCUACUACUUGUCUUUCUGGUACAAGAAGCACGAGCUUGCUAUGCGUAUCAGUCUCUGCAUGACCGGCACACUUCCGGGAGCUAUUGGUGGUCUGCUUGCUUUUGGUCUCGUCCGUGCCAAGACAUCGUUGUUGGAGGGCUGGCAAUUCUUGUUCUUGAUCGAGGCUAUUCCCACCAUUAUCAUGGCCUUCUCGAUCCUGCUGUUUCUGCCGUCGUUCCCCUUCUCGGCGUCGUUCCUGACCCCGCGCGAGCGUGCGAUUGCGCAGGCGCGGCUGAACCGGGACCACAAGCCCCAAUCGCACGGGGGGAUGACGGGCGUGGAGGGGCUCAAGGUGAUCAUGGCCGACCCCAACGCGUGGCUGUUCGUCCUGAUCUAUGCGAGCUUCAACGUGGGCGUGGCGACUGUUUCGUACUUUUUGCCCACGCUCAUCAAGAAUCUCGGCUUCACCGCUAUCAACGCCCAAGGGCUCACUGUCGCGCCGUACGCCGUGGGCUGGCUGAUGGUCGUCUUCCAAGCAUGGCACAGCGACCGGACCCACGAGCGCGGGUACCACAUCAUGGUCAGUUGCGCGGUGUCGUUCAUCGGCUACGUCAUCCUGGCGGGUGUGAUGAAGAAGAGCAUCGGCGCGGCGUACUUUGCGCUGUUCCUCGUCGUCGGCGCGAACUACAGUCUCUUCCCGCUCGUCAUGAGCUGGGCUGCGAAUGUGUUCUCGCCGACAUCUAAACGGGGCGUCGGCACCGCGUUCAUCGUGUCGGUCUCCAACUGUGUUUCGAUAGCGUCGCCGCAGAUCUACUUUGACCCGGAGGACUCGUUCCGCAAAGGGCACGCGAUUUCUGCUGGGAUGCUGGCACUGGCGUUCCUCGCGACGUUGAUCCUGCGCACGCGGCUCUCGGCGCUCAACAAGCGGAACCGGGCGGUGCAGGCUGGAGCCGAGGCGAAGCAGGAACGGGGUGUGGACGAGGAGAUCUGGGACACGGAUCCCCGUGCCGCCGCCGCUGCUGAUGCGUCAUUCACCGUCGACGACUUCGCGAACACGGCGCUGACGUGCCAGGAUUUCCCGAUUGGAUGGCAGGGGGGAGUCGGUGCGUGCGCUGCAUCCCUUGUUUCGCCUCGUAAUGCUCACCCGCAUCCCCGCACGCAGCGCCGUGGACAUUGCAUCCAGGCAGCGAACGAUUCGCAGGUGGCCGCCGACCUCGGCUCCUCCUCCAACGAGACGUCCUUCGACUGGACUGUCAAUGUCGAAGCAGGUACCACGGUGAUCGUGCAAGUGCAGGACGCGACGGGCGCCGCGGCUCUGUCGCAGCCGGUCACGAUCGGCGCUGGGUCCGAGGAUUGUACUUUGGGGAACCUGGGCGGGAGUUUGAGUCUGCCGUCGAGUGCGACUACGGUUGUGGAUGUGACUUCCAGCCCGGCUCAGACCCAGGCGACCUCCGUGACCGCCGCCGCCCCGGCCAGCGCUAACGCACCGCAGACUACCACCAGUCUGCUCUCGACCAGCACGAUUGCUGCUGCUACUACUGCUACUAAUGCCGCUGCCGGUGCUGCUAAUACAGCGCCUGCUGUCACGUCGACCGCAGCGACGGCCGACGCCGUCAUCAGCGUGUCCUCUGCCCCCGCCGGCAGCCCCAACCCGCCGCCGAACCCCAACGCCGCCGCCGGCACCGCCAGCCCAAACACCGCCGCGCAGGGGGCUCCGGCCACCGCCGGGAACGCGUCCCCGACCAGCGUCCUCGGACGGCCCACGGAGGCGACGACGAACGCUCCGCCGCCGGGAGCCGCACCCAGCCCCGCCCCCGGCCCCCCAAAUUCGACCGCUGGCCGAGCACCCGCGGGGACAUUGAGAGCCACCGCAGCAGCAGCAGCAUCGGGCCGCCCGACUCCCACCGGGUCCGUGUCUGGCUCUUCCCCAUCUUCAACAUCCUCGCCGUCGCCGCCGUCGCCGCAACAACCCGAAAAGGCCGCCGCCGCCCCCUCCACGCACCUCGGGCUUAUCCUGGGGCUGCUGAUCCCAGGCCUUCUCGUGCUGGCGCUGCUCCUCGGCUUCGUCCUCGUGCGGCUGAGACGCCAGCGGCGGCGGCGCGCUGCAGACCUCGAGCGCGGGGCGUGGGUGUUCCAGCAGCCGCCGACGGUGAUGCAGGAGGUGUGGGUGCAGCGGGACGAGCCGCAGCAGCGGGGAUUGUACGACAACGACGAGGACGAGGACGUCAAGCGCCCCGGGCCCUACUCAUACUCGACGUGA
Molecule: messenger RNA, 3124 nt
Organism: Mycena citricolor
Lineage: Eukaryota; Fungi; Basidiomycota; Agaricomycetes; Agaricales; Mycenaceae
Source: the annotation of a GenBank genome assembly